AUGAAUAAAGUAGAUCAGAUUAUAGGUUACAAGAAGUGCGAGGGAAAACUACCAAAAGACAAACAGAUAACCAAGAACAGAUCGAAAGGUGGGAAUGUUGAGCAGCUAGAUAAUGGUAAAAGGGAAAGAGAAAACCUGAAAACAUUCAACGAAGAAAGGAAGAAAUUCUUGGAGAGGAUGAACAAAAACAAAAAGAAAAACAUGACGAAGAGGGAGAAGGAAAAACCAAAAGAAACAGAAAAAGAUAACUACAAAAGAGAUGACAAAAAGUUUAAAGAGCAAAAAAAGUUACCAGCAACAAGGGAGUUCCGUUUCAAAGAACCACAUUCGCCAAGUGGUUCUCACAACUUUCCGGACGAAAGCUUGAAAUCGAAAUCUCAGUCUGGAGCAGAUGUUGAGAUAGAGUCGGAAAUUGAAACUAAAAUUAUGAUAGACCAAGCUAUUCAAACAUAUGGAMCUUUGAAUGUCCAGCUGUCGGAACUUUUCAACGACAAUAUUCUUAACGUCACUAAAGAGAAUACCUCUUUUUUACAGGACACAGAGUUCACCUCAUGGGAACGUCGGUGGUCAAAUUGUAGUACAAUCAGUAAUGCGACUACAAUCUCCUCAGUUCCAGAUCCCAAAUACAAGUUCAACUUCAACGAACUGCUUCCGCUCAAUUCGAUUGCGUUGGUGGAUCAAGAUCACAAAAUGUCCGCCACAUCCCUAGUAGACCAGAAUCAAAGAGGUAAAAAACUUCUCCAGCUAGAGACAGAAUACUCAAACAAAGUCAAGAGUGUGAUCACAGGACUACAACUACUGUGCACGAAGGGUCAACUGCAUUCCGUCAACGGGGUAACCGGUCAACAAGUGGCCCGCUGGUCCGAAUUCCCCACUUGUUGCCACCAAACCCCAGUUUAA
Messenger RNA from Saccharomyces eubayanus, 900 nucleotides. It is a transcript of the gene SLZ1, whose product is annotated as Slz1p. The transcript has a single exon. The coding region runs from base 1 to 900 and encodes 299 amino acids. The record is from RefSeq and is a predicted model, not a curated record. NCBI's taxonomy places the organism in Eukaryota, Fungi, Ascomycota, Saccharomycetes, Saccharomycetales, Saccharomycetaceae.